Molecule: messenger RNA, 615 nt
Organism: Mangifera indica (mango)
Lineage: Eukaryota; Viridiplantae; Streptophyta; Magnoliopsida; Sapindales; Anacardiaceae
Exons: 2
Coding region: 1-615 (204 amino acids)
Molecular function (GO): zinc ion binding
Source: RefSeq, a predicted model, not a curated record
AUGAAGUCACUGGCGUAUAUGCACCCUGAGGCAGCCUCAUACCUGUGCGAGGUUGGUUUCGAGCGAUGGGCACGAGCAUAUUUUCCAGGGCAUAGGUACAAUGUAAUGACUACCAAAUUUGCUGAGUCGUUUAAUACUUUGGUUAGACACGCUCGAGGCUUACCUAUUACGAUGCUGAUCGAGUUUAUCAGAGAUACAUUUCCAGUCACACCUUGGGUUAAAGAUAAGAUCGCAAAACGUGUACGAAAAUCUUCAAACUUGGAGGUGCGUUCAAUAACAUCUGAUCGAUACCAGGUCCUCAAUAGUGGCCAAUAUGAUGCCCUGGUCGACCUGACAGAGUGUACAUGCACUUGUAGAAAAUUCCAGUUAUCACAGAUUCCCUGUAUGCAUGUUAUUGCUGUAGCCAGAUAUAUGAAGCUCACAACCUGCAUUCAAUGGGUUAAUCCAUACUACAGCACAACUUUUUAUCAUAUAAUUUAUGUGGAUGCAGUUAAUUCAUUGGGAGAUCAGUCAAAGUGGAUUCAUCUGGAGGGGGCACGUGUUAUCCACCCACAGUAUGUGCAUCGUCGUUGUGUAGGUCGUCCAGUUAAUAAAAACAGACGUCCUUCUCAAUAA